UUCAGCUUGGAGUGGAGACUGGAGUCCUUUAUCGCCCUACCUAAAAUACAAAAGUAGAAUUCAACUUUGAGGCACACUUUAUGUAAUUAUGUCAAAAUCUCAAAUUUGCACAUUUUAAACCUUGUGAUGAAUGCGCUCUCUCAGCCGCCUCCUCUCAAAAUUAGCGACGUCUCGUCGCUGCGCACUUCAGUCUUCACCAAAGAUUUCUUCACACCUAACACUGCACCACCCAGCAGAAGCGAUCCGCUUAUCUACACCCGCUUCACUGGUGGCGCAACCAUACCGGAGCGGCGGAGAAUCAGCGGAGCAGCUAUGACCACAUCGAACGUCGGCGGUACCGACGAUCGCAUUGCUCGGAUCGCCUCCACUAUUCGGGUCAUACCUGAUUUCCCCAAACCUGGGAUUUUGUUUCAGGAUAUAACGACGUUGCUGCUUGAUCCUAAGGCGUUUAAGGAUACCAUCGAUUUGUUUGUUGAGAGAUAUAAAGAUAAAAAUAUUAAUGUUAUUGCGGGCAUUGAAGCAAGAGGUUUUAUAUUCGGUCCUCCGAUUGCAUUGGCUAUUGGUGCAAAAUUUGUUCCAAUGAGAAAGCCCAAAAAACUACCUGGGGAGGUAAUAUCAGAAGAGUACUCUUUGGAGUAUGGAACUGACAUAAUGGAGAUGCAUGUUGGAGCUGUACAACCUGGUGAAAAUGCAGUUAUAGUAGAUGAUCUUAUUGCUACAGGGGGUACCUUAAAUGCUGCAAUAAGCUUGCUUGGACGUGUUGGGGCCACUGUGGUUGAGUGUGCUUGUGUCAUUGAAUUGAAGGAACUGAAGGGUCGGGAGAAAUUAGGGGACAACCCGCUGUUUGUUCUCGUGAGCGAGACUUGAGGGAGAUGGGCUCUGAGAUGGAUCUGCUGACGUGGCAGGAGAAAAUGGAGAUAGGCCCUGAGAUAGGCUCUGAGAUGAGUCUGCUUACGUGGCAAGAAAAAAAUAGAGAUAGGCUCUGCGAUGGGCUCCGUAGAUCGGCCACCAUUACUAAUGCCAAUGCCCUAAGUGGUCUUAUUUGUUUCCUCAUUUUAAAGAGAAUUUUUACCGGGAAGUGAUAACGUAUUGAUAAAGGUCUAUUUUCCAAGUAAACUGAAAAUUUCAUGUGCA
This is a messenger RNA of Salvia hispanica, 1134 nucleotides long. RefSeq names its product adenine phosphoribosyltransferase 1-like. Gene Ontology annotation, cellular component: cytosol; cytoplasm. Gene Ontology annotation, molecular function: adenine phosphoribosyltransferase activity. Gene Ontology annotation, biological process: adenine salvage. Lineage: Eukaryota; Viridiplantae; Streptophyta; Magnoliopsida; Lamiales; Lamiaceae. The record is from RefSeq and is a predicted model, not a curated record.